This is a messenger RNA of Rhipicephalus sanguineus (brown dog tick), 745 nucleotides long. RefSeq names its product COX assembly mitochondrial protein homolog. NCBI's taxonomy places the organism in Eukaryota, Metazoa, Arthropoda, Arachnida, Ixodida, Ixodidae. The coding region runs from base 182 to 601 and encodes 139 amino acids. The transcript has 4 exons. The record is from RefSeq and is a predicted model, not a curated record. Gene Ontology annotation, cellular component: mitochondrion.
UCGUUUUCGUGCCUGUAAGCAUGCCUGUGAGAUUGGAAGUUUGUUGUGCGAGCGCGCAUGCUGCACUGACCUUUCACUACUGAAAAACUUUCACAAAAGAAGAAAGUACUGCGCGCAGUCGCUCACUGGCAGCAACUGGUUGCAAGCUGUUCCAGGCGGCCCCAGUUGCACAAAUCAUCAAAUGUCGUCGCAGGUACAUGAUCACGCCGCAACUUCGGUGCUGCCGGAUGGGUUUUCCGGAGGACCGCAUGGUUUGGGUGACCCAAAUGAUCGACGGCUGAGGAAAGUGGAGAUUGAGGUCCUCAUCCCUCAAAAGAUGAGAGACAAGGCGCGCGACGAAAAGUGUGCGGAUCUCGUUGAAAAGUUCGGGGAAUGCAGCAAAAGAGAAGGUUUGAUGCUACCAUUCAAGUGCCGACAAGAAAAUAAUGCCCUCAAGGCGUGCUUGAAGAAGUGGUAUGAUGAUCCCGAAUUCCAACACAUGUGCAGAGAAGAGUACCUGAGUGAAAGGAGCAAGUUUCGGGAGACGGGUGUGUGGCACAAGAAGGACAAGCGUGCUAACAUUAGAAGCAAAAAGGCUCCCGAGUCUUCUAGUAAUGCAUGAGUAAAGUGCAGUGCAAGUAGUGUUUGUUUUUCGUUUCUCUCUUGAAUCCUAAUAGCGAAUGGAAUGUCCCAGGAGCGCACGUGUGUUGUUCCUUAAGGUAAAGUGUUUGACCAUUGGUUAAUAAAACUUUAUACAGCUCUGUCA